Molecule: messenger RNA, 1530 nt
Organism: Medioppia subpectinata
Lineage: Eukaryota; Metazoa; Arthropoda; Arachnida; Sarcoptiformes; Oppiidae
Source: the annotation of a GenBank genome assembly
AUGUUUUCUAUUAAUAUAUGUAUUGAAAGACGAGUUCAUAUAUCGAAAGCAACACUUAAUUAUCUGAACGGCUUGUAUGAGACGGAACCGGGAAAUGGAGAGUUAAGAGAUCCGUAUUUGAGAUUACAUGCGGUCGAGACUUAUCUGAUCAAGAAGAGCGAACCAACUAAAUUAAAAAAGAGUGUCACGAAUAAGAGCUUUUCCGAAGACUGUUUGUAUUUGAACGUCUGGUCGCCGAACAACGAGAGCCCGAAGGCUGUGAUGGUUUGGAUCCACGGCGGCGCUCUGCUCGCGGGCUCGGCCUCGGAGUUCUACUACGAGGGGUCGGUUUUGGCCGCAAAGGGAAACGUUGUCGUCGUGUCCAUGAAUUACAGACUCAACGCUUUGGGCUUUCUGUACGCGGGCGCUGAUGAGGCGCCGGGCAACGUGGGUUUGUGGGAUCAGGCGCUGGCGCUGGAGUGGAUCAAAGACAACAUCCGGUACUUCGGGGGCGACGACUCGCGCAUCACUCUGUUUGGGGAGAGCGCCGGCGGGUGGAGCGUCUCUCUGCACGUGCUCUCUCCCGUCUCGCGGCACCUCUUUCAUAAUGCGAUUUUGAAUUCCGGCGCCUAUUUGUAUAAUCUCGGAGACGACAGACCCGAAGAUCACGUGACAAAGUGGCUGAAGGGCGCGAAGAGUAUCGGAUGUGAAUUGGUGGCCAUCACCGACGACAAGGCAUUGAUGUUCGGUUCGAUAAAGUUGUUCACUUUGGUCGUCAUUGACGGCGAAUUCCUUCCCGAGAGACCGAUAGAAAUGCUGCGAAACCGGGAUUUUUCCGCGAACAUCCAUCUUCUGGUCUCGACCACUGAAGACGAGGGAAGUUUCCUUUUGAGCGGAUUUUACGAUUCCGACAAAUUCGACGAACAAAACCCGAAAAACCUUUCGUUCGCCGAAGCGUUCCAUGAGUUGAAAGUGGUUUCCGAGGAAUCUUCCUCUUUGAUCCCAAUUGACGGCAAAUCUGUGGCGAAACUCUAUUUCUCGGGACUUUCCGACCGAAACUCGUUCGCGGAAUUGCGGCGCAGACUCGGCGUCGCGAUCGGCGACUACUUCCUCUCGUGUCCGACUCUGGAGUUCGCGAAACAGGUGUUUAUAAACAGCGACUUCGCGGCCAAAGUGUGGCAGUACUUCUUCAACGCGCAGUUCGGCCCCAACGCCUUCUGCGCGCAUUGGAUGGGCGUCUGUCACGGCAACGACAUCUCCCCGAUGUUUGGACUUCCGUUUCGAUUCGGGGAACAAUUCGGCGAAAGAGAGAAAGAGAUUUCCGAACAAAUGAUUGCAUUUCUCGCGAGUUUCGCCAAAAAUGGGUUCAAUUUCCAUCUUUUUCUUUCGCCUUCGGAUCGGAACGGCGUUCAACUGUGGGAACAGUACUUCCGUCUCGCGAAUAAUGAAGUCGUGGCGCCGUUUCUGGAGAUCGGAGUUUCUGGAAGUGAGCGCAAAGUGGGACUCAAAGCGAACGAAUGCGAAAGACUUUGGAACCGAUAUUUGCUGUGA